CGUUAAGCCUACCGUUCUCUCUCUGUACUAUAACACUUAUCACAUUUUGCUCUCCUGGAACGAAUCCUAUUUCUCCAUACUUCGUCUCCUUCCUUUCUAUAUAAAUAUCCACCUUCUCUAAUCUUCUUCCACAUUCACACCUCUUCUCUCUAUCAGACUAUCUCUCUCUUUCUAUUCUCGCUUUGAUCAAAUUAAGAGCCUUUAGCAGAUCCCAAAAACACAGAGGAGAAUAAUAAAUAUAUUUUUAGAAAUGGGAAUGGUAGUGGUGAUUUCUCUUCCUUUGAUUUUCUUCUGCUUACUCUUAGGUUUCGGUUGCUACUUCUUCGGACGAUACAGAGGAAGACAAGACGUACGGACCAACCCUCAGAUCUAUGGCAUCCCCACCCCGCCGCCUGGUGCCGCCGCCACUAAUUCUUACCCUUCUCCGUCUCCUCCGCCUCAUUACAAAGAGGGCUUCGCAUCCAACGUUUGACACUAUAUAUACAUACGCACAUAUAUAUAUAUAAUGUAUUGUGAGUUAUUGAGAUUGGGGAAUUGGAGAAUGUGUAUUCUUUUAUUGAUGGUGUUUUAGCCUAAUUGGGACCUCUUUAACAAGUGAGUUUUUUUUCUUCUUCUUUAUAUAUUUUGUUUAUUUGAUGUAAGUUUAUGUAUCAGAUUUGGAGAAAGAAGAUUUUCUUUAUUAUAUUAGUUUGUUUGUUGUUUCU
Messenger RNA from Cannabis sativa, 704 nucleotides. RefSeq lists its product as uncharacterized. The transcript has a single exon. The record is from RefSeq and is a predicted model, not a curated record. Bases 251 to 472 code for a protein of 73 amino acids. NCBI's taxonomy places the organism in Eukaryota, Viridiplantae, Streptophyta, Magnoliopsida, Rosales, Cannabaceae.